Molecule: messenger RNA, 1152 nt
Organism: Microplitis mediator
Lineage: Eukaryota; Metazoa; Arthropoda; Insecta; Hymenoptera; Braconidae
Product: putative ankyrin repeat protein RF_0381
Exons: 2
Coding region: 1-1152 (383 amino acids)
Molecular function (GO): protein binding
Source: RefSeq, a predicted model, not a curated record
AUGGGUGGUUUUACGCUGCUUCAUAUAGCAGCUUUGAAUAACGAUCAAAAAUUGGUGGAUGAUCUGCUCCGCAAGAAAGCUGAUGUGAAUUCAAGAAGUAAAUACUGGGGUACAGCUCUUCACAUUGCUGUUUUAUCGGAGAACCUGGGGAUAGUUCAAAGUCUAACCAACUAUGGAGCAGACGUUAAUACUCAACUAAUUGCUGACCUUGCUUUGAUCCAUUUCCAGUAUGGUACCAUACGUCAAUUACGUGAUUGGCAAUAUCAUGAAGUUCCUAAGUUUUUAUUAAAAGAAAAAGAUGUUGUGAAUGAGAUGUUGAAAACUUAUAAUUUUGGUUUUGGAAAAUCACUGUUACAAAUCGCUGUUGAUCGAAGAAAUGAAAAAAUGGUAGAGCUACUUUUGAUAAAUAAUGCUGAUCCGAACCUGUAUAUUGAUGGUACUAUAUCACCAUUAAUCUCUGCUAUUACUAACAGAAACUUACCAAUAAUAAAGCUUCUUCUGGCAUACGGCGUGGAUGUUAAUAGUGCAAUUGGAAGUGAUUUAGAAGAAAGUCCUCUACAUAAUGCUGUCAAGUCCGGAAACCGAGAAGCAGUAGAAUUGAUUUUAAACGAUAAUAUGGUUAAUGUAAAUAUAGUGAACGUGUUUAACCAGUCAGCACUUCAUUACGCAUUUAUUGCGCCCGACGAUAAUAUCAUAAGACAACUUCUUGAUGCUGGUGUUGAUAUCAAUAUAAAAAACAAAAAGUGUCAAACAGCAUUUGCUUCAAGACUUAUUUAUUCACAAAAAGUUAAAGACACAAUUGCUGAACAUAUUGCUAAACUCAGUGCGGUGAAUUUUUAUGUUGAUAAACAAAAUUCAGCAGUCGUCUAUAUUAGCAGUAAAAAAUUUUGUGAAUUGCGCGGCCAGUGCAUAAACGAAGUUGAAAAAAUGAAGCAAACAUUUAUUGGCACGAGUAAUGUUACAUUUUAUAAUGUUUUAUAUAAUAAUUGUGAACACAAAUUAGCUUUAGGAUUAAAGUAUGUUAGUAAAACUGCAAUUUUAAGUUUGAACAUUCCAUCUCUUUUUCCACUAUACAGUGGAAUGAUUACUCAUCGUUUAAGGAAAGUAUUAAGACGGAAAAGAUUGUUAUCCAAUGCUAUUGGUAUGACAUAA